Torulaspora delbrueckii is the source of this 1203-nucleotide messenger RNA. RefSeq names its product GTPase-activating protein GYP6 (gene GYP6). Gene Ontology annotation, molecular function: GTPase activator activity. Lineage: Eukaryota; Fungi; Ascomycota; Saccharomycetes; Saccharomycetales; Saccharomycetaceae. Gene Ontology annotation, biological process: activation of GTPase activity. The record is from RefSeq and is a predicted model, not a curated record. Bases 1 to 1203 code for a protein of 400 amino acids. The transcript has a single exon.
AUGGAUUUGAAGCAGUUGACCAUUGACAAAUACGAGACCAGAGAGGAAUUGAUAUUGAAUGGCAUAUGGAAAGGUGAAAUUUAUAAAAAUGUGGACCUUAGUACAAGAAAUGGCAGAGGAUGGCUCUGGAAGACUUUAGUCAUUGAUGGCGAGGGCGAUAUGGAAGAGAUUGUAGAGGUACCGACACUAACAGAGGAUCAUGAGCAAUCGCCGCAGCCGAAAGUUCCCAAAGGGCAGAAGGACAGAGGAAUUAGAAGGCUAACACCAAUCGACGUUAAGAGACAUCCAUUAAGUAGUACAGGGAUCAAACAGGAUGAUAGGGCGGUUGAGGACGAUGAUACGACAAUGAAAGAAAAACUUGAGAUUAUCGAUUUGGACCUUUCAAGAUUGAUGCUUGACGAUAUUUUUCAAGAGAAAGAAGUUCAUAACGAGAUGCGAAAGAUCAUGUAUAACUACCUGAUUCGGAGAAGCGAUGAUUGCUCGUACAAGCAAGGUUAUCACGAACUACUAGGUAUGAUCUAUUUGCAAUUACAUGAGGAUAAGCAAAUGAGCAUGGAAAACAAGGGUACAGAGUUGAAGAACAUACUUUUCAUAUUUGAAAAACUAAUGAAACCCAUGGCUUUCUUUUACAACGAAAACCAACUGAUAAAGUGGGAAAAUAAGGUGUUUCAACCUCUCCUUCGAACAUGUUGCCCCAAACUUUAUGGAAUCAUCUGUUGUGACGAUAAUCAUACAAAUCUGCUAUGGCUCUUAAGAUGGACAAGGCUGCUCUUUAUGAGGGAACUGCCUCGGGAUUAUACUCUUGUAAUAUGGGAUCAUCUCUUAACGUUUCUAUAUCCAGCCGAUACGUUCGUCGCAUGCGUUGUCGUGGUACUCCUUCUGAACAAUUAUAAAGUAUUCACAGAAGAAGUAGAAGAUCACGAUGACCUUGUUGAACUGAUGCUGCAUUUCAAUUCUAGAAUGCGUUCAAUGAUCGACUGCGUGGAACUUUGUAAGAUGGCUGGGAAGCUCUGUGAAUAUUGGUACGUCCAGGAUGCCCAGUCAAUGAAGACAUUGAGUGAUAAUUUCCUCAAGAUCAAAUUCAACGUUGACAGGGACUUCGAACCUGAUGGUACUGUGGAUCCCAAUAGAAUACGAAUAGAGGAAAAAUUGCGUAGACGUGUCAAACAAACAUUAUUGACUAGUAGUAAAGAUUCUAAAUAG